GAUUUGGUAUGCAGAAGCGUGCGUACGCCAAGUUCGUUCCUCCAUAUCAAACAGUCUACUCGUUUCGAACGUAUCGCAUCUCGCUCCGACAUACGGCCAUCACUCUUAAGCGGAAAAGGGACAAACCAUCUGGAUCACAACUCCUAGAAUCAGGGUACGGUGUCACAAACAACAGAAAAGGCGUUACCGCUUAUCGUUUCUAAAACGCCUUAACAGCGAAAGACGAUGCUGAGACUUGAGUCCUUUUAGAAUCGACAUUUCAAAAAGGAUUCAUAUCAAAUAGCUUUCCCUUACACUUGGAUAGUGUGCAUGCCAAAAGGACGCAACCGCCCGUUCGUCGCGUACCAAGAGAGACAAUGCGUACCGGAACUGCACAAUACGUGCUGAAUUUGAAAUAGCUGUAUAAAAACCGAGGGGACCUUAGCGAAACUAUCAGAAACUAUCCAUCCAUCGUUCAAUCAACACCAGUAGGAAUCAGAAAAAAAUGGUGUCCAGUAAAGUGGUGUGUUUGGUCGCCCUCGCCCUCUUCGGGAGCGUGGCAGCGCAACCAGCCAAGGAUGCCUUCUGGAAGGGAACCCCUAUGGACAGCAUGGUCGAGGAGAUGAGGUCCGGCUGCGCCGAAGGAUCCGACCCAACUGCCUGCAUCAAAUACAAGGUCAUGUCGCUACUGGACUCCAUUUUCAAGAAGGACACUUUCCAGAUCUCUGAUGUUGUCGAAGUGACGAAGAACGGCGCUGGCAACGACGUGACUGGCCGAUCCACUGGCGACUUCUUCGACGGGGUCGAGAACUACAUUCAGUCCCACGACGUGACCUUCAAGCUGCCAAUCGCCGACACUCAGAUCACCGUCAGCCCGAGGAACCUUGACAACGACGAGUUGACCCUCAACGUCAAGUUCAACAAGGAAGGCGCUCGUUCAGUUGGAGAAGCACGCAAAGCUAAGCUCAAGAAGAUCAUCGUCCCCAUCCUGGUGUUCGUUCUGCUCAAGGCCAUGACCCUCAUCCCAUUGGCUAUCGGUGUCCUCGGUCUGAAGGCUUGGAACGCUCUUCAGCUGUCUUUCUUCUCCUUCGUUGUCUCCGUGGCUCUGGCUAUCUUCCAGCUUUGCAAGAAGUUUACCCAGAUCGCGGCCGACAACUCGCACCCUCAAAUCGCUGCCCACGGUCCUUGGGACGCCGCCUACGCAGCAACCCGCCACAGGAGGGAGACUGAACCCCAGGAGCUCGCCCAAGAAAUGGCAUACAACGCUUACCAUUAGACCGAAAACACGAACCAAAACCAUCGAUCUUCCAUCCCGAAACCGUCCGCAACUGACGCUGUAAAAAAAUUCAGUCUCAACUGCGAACGGUGCAAGACCAGACCAAAAAGGUUUCGAUAGAAGCCGUUACCGUGUAAAUAUUAUUUAAAUGCGACUUAUUUAUUUAAAAUAAUUAUGCAUGUGUGACUGUGUGAUUGUGAUGUAUGACCGUUAUUUAUUUUUUAUUUUUAAUAAAAUCAUUAAUGAAA
Molecule: messenger RNA, 1503 nt
Organism: Bombyx mori (domestic silkworm)
Lineage: Eukaryota; Metazoa; Arthropoda; Insecta; Lepidoptera; Bombycidae
Gene: Osi19
Product: osiris 19
Exons: 3
Coding region: 485-1255 (256 amino acids)
Cellular component (GO): membrane
Source: RefSeq, a predicted model, not a curated record